AUGGCAGUUAUGAAACUCAGAUCCUUCAUUCUCUUGCUCCUUCUUACUCUAUCAACUCUCUUCCUUCACCCAACAACCUCUGCACUCAACCCAAACCAACCCAUCAAAACCAUUGUAGUUCUAGUCAUGGAAAAUCGUUCCUUUGAUCACAUGUUAGGCUGGAUGAAAAAAGCCAUCAACCCUCUAAUCGACGGUGUCAAUGGAGAUGAGUGCAACCCAGUUUCAACAGAAACCUCAAAAAAAGACACUAUUUGUUUCAGUGAUGAUGCAGAGUUUGUGGAUCCGGAUCCAGGCCAUUCUUUUGAGGAUGUUUUGAAACAGGUAUUUGGUAAUGGUAAUGUUUCAAAUUCAAUUCCUUCAAUGAAUGGUUUUGUGGAACAAGCAUUGUCUGUUUCUCAGAAUCUUUCUGAGACUGUCAUGAAAGGGUUUAAACCGAAAUCUGUUCCCGUUUAUGCUGCUUUGGUUAAGGAAUUUGCUGUUUUUGAUAGGUGGUUUAGUUCGAUUCCCGGUCCGACACAACCCAAUAGGCUUUUUGUCUAUUCUGCAACUUCUCAUGGUUCAACUAGUCAUGUUAAGAGACAGUUAGCAAUAGGAAAUCUAAGGAAGUUGAAGUAUAUAUCCAAGUUUCAUCGGUAUGAGUCUAGUUUUAAGAAAAAUGCUGGAAAUGGGAAGCUUCCGGCCUUGACGGUGAUUGAGCCGAGGUAUUUUGACUUGACGGGCUCGUCUGCGAAUGAUGAUCAUCCUUCUCAUGAUGUUGCAAAUGGACAAAUGUUGGUGAAGGAGGUUUAUGAGACUCUGAGAGCUAGUCCACAGUGGAAUGAAACUCUUUUGGUUAUUACAUAUGAUGAGCAUGGUGGAUUUUUUGAUCAUGUCAAGACUCCUUUUGUUAACAUUCCUAACCCAGACGGGAACACAGGACCUGCUCCUUAUUUCUUUAAGUUUGAUAGGUUAGGGGUUCGCGUGCCGACUAUUAUGGUCUCUCCUUGGAUCAAGAAAGGAAUUGUGGUAAGAAGUCCCAAAGGACCAGCUGCGAACUCCGAGUUUGAGCACUCGUCAAUUCCCGCGACCAUAAAGAAGUUGUUCAACCUUUCCUCUAACUUUUUGACUCACAGAGAUGCAUGGGCUGGGACAUUUGAGGAUGUUGUUGGCGAGUUAACUUCGCCCAGAACAGACUGUCCAGUGACUUUGCCGGACGUGAUGCCUUUAAGGAGCACUGAAGCGAAAGAAAAUGGCAGCCUUUCUGAGUUUCAGAGUGAGGUGGUUCAGUUGGCAGCUGUUCUAAAUGGAGACCACUUCUUGAGCAGUUUCCCGAAUGAAAUGAGUAAGAAGAUGAAUGUGAAGGAAGCUCAUGAUUAUGUGACAGGAGCUGUUUCGAGAUUCAUAAGAGCUAGCAAAGAGGCUGUCAAGUUGGGGGCUGAUGAGUCUGCUAUUGUAGAUAUGAGAUCCUCUCUCACUACUAGAUCUUCUACUCAUAAUUAA
Messenger RNA from Vicia faba (fava bean), 1479 nucleotides. Lineage: Eukaryota; Viridiplantae; Streptophyta; Magnoliopsida; Fabales; Fabaceae. The record is from the annotation of a GenBank genome assembly.